UGGGGUUUUCAGUUCACAUCACCAUAGUUUUUCUUUUGAGAAAAUGGAAAGUAAAAUGGUUCAGAGAAAAGCAGCAUAAUACUAAAGAGGGAAGAGAGAUGCACAUGGCACGAAGAAGCUCCCAUUAAUGACUCACUUGUUUCCAAAGUGGUAACUUUCUUCAGCCACUUCCCAAUUACCUAUUCCGUUCACACCCCAAUCCAUUUCCUCUCACAUUUCCAACAUCCCUAUUUGCAAUUUGCAAUAUUUCUUCUCCUCCUCCUAUAUUAUAUAAUAUAUCUAUAUUCUCUCAACUGGGUACCCUCUCACCAUUCUCUUUUCCCUUUGAGGGUACCCCAGAAACAGAUCCGAUCCAAAUCCUUCUCAUUCUCCAUUAAAGCUCAAUUUUUUACCGUUAUUACUGAUUAUUGGUAUCUGGGUUUCGCUCUAAGUGCCGUUUGGAACAUGCCAUCGCACAGUGCUUAGUGUCGAACCCCUUUUUCCCCUUUGUCCAAACCCAGCAAAUAAAAUGAUUAACAAACCGCUUUUUCUUACAUAUGUCUACUUGUUCAUCUACAUCUUGCUCUCAUCCGGCGUCAUUUUGUACAACAAGUGGGUUUUGUCGCCGAAAUACUUUAACUUUCCCCUUCCCAUAACGCUCACAAUGAUUCACAUGGCAUUCUCUGGGGCAGUCGCAUUUUUCCUUGUUCGGGUCUUUAAGAUUGUGUCUCCUGUCAAAAUGACAUUUGAAAUCUACGCAACUUGUGUGGUACCAAUAAGUGCUUUCUUUGCAUCUAGUCUUUGGUUUGGUAACACUGCCUACUUGCACAUCUCCGUGGCUUUUAUCCAGAUGCUCAAAGCUCUGAUGCCGGUGGCAACUUUCCUUAUGGCUGUUUUGUGCGGAAUUGACAAAGCAAGGUGUGAUGUGUUCUUGAACAUGUUGCUGGUCAGUGUUGGAGUUGUCAUUUCCUCCUAUGGGGAAAUUCAUUUUAAUACAGUUGGUACAGUUUACCAGGUCACAGGCAUCUUUGCAGAAGCUUUAAGACUGGUCUUAACACAAGUCCUUCUGCAGAAAAAGGGGUUGACUUUAAAUCCUAUUACAAGCUUAUAUUACAUAGCUCCCUGCAGUUUUGUGUUUCUCUUUGUGCCCUGGUACCUAUUGGAGAAGCCAGUAAUGGAAGUUUCCCAGAUUCAGUUUAAUUUCUGGAUCUUCUUUUCCAAUGCUAUAUGUGCACUAGCCUUGAACUUCUCAAUUUUCUUAGUCAUUGGUAGAACUGGUGCUGUAACCAUCCGGGUUGCUGGUGUGCUUAAAGACUGGAUAUUGAUAGCUCUUUCCACUGUUAUAUUCCCAGAAUCUACAAUAACUGGGUUGAACAUAAUUGGUUAUGCAAUUGCACUAUGUGGAGUUGUGAUGUACAACUACAUAAAGGUUAGAGAUGUAAGGGCCUCUCAAUUGCCUGCUGAAACUAUUCCAGAUCGGAUCACAAAGGAGUGGAAAUUCGAGAAGAAGUCAUCUGAUAUUUAUAUGCCAGAUAACAUUGAUGAGAAUGAGGGAAGCAGUGGAGGUAAUGGAAGUGCAUCUGAUAUGAAAAUUGAUGAAGAAACACCACUUGUUUCAUCAUCAAGGUUAUCUCAUAUUGGACGUACGCAGUUAACCAACCAAUAUGCAAUAGGAAAGUGAAAACUGAAAUAGAAGAUUAUAUAUACGAGAGUACCCUUUUGGAGAAAGAACUAGGAAGGGGAAUGCAUCUCUGUUCCUCAUUCUUUUUAGGCAAUAGGUUUCAUAAUUAAAUCAUAUGCUUGUUAUUUGUAAUUACUUGCCUGUGUAGAAUUCAUCAUCUCUGAUUUACCAUUCUGAAUCAUGGUUUUUGACAAUAUAGAUAAGGGAACAAAUUGCUACUUCUUGUUUGAUAGCUUUUUAUGUUAAAUUUUUCAAAAUUAAGCUUUGUUUGGAUUACUUUUAUUGAUCAAUUACAUUGCAAUGAAAAAUGAUAUUCAUGGUGCCUUUAUGUA
Molecule: messenger RNA, 1992 nt
Organism: Vigna unguiculata (cowpea)
Lineage: Eukaryota; Viridiplantae; Streptophyta; Magnoliopsida; Fabales; Fabaceae
Product: putative sugar phosphate/phosphate translocator At3g17430
Source: RefSeq, a predicted model, not a curated record